Messenger RNA from Phascolarctos cinereus (koala), 1203 nucleotides. RefSeq names its product olfactory receptor 6Z7-like. Gene Ontology annotation, cellular component: membrane. The record is from RefSeq and is a predicted model, not a curated record. Lineage: Eukaryota; Metazoa; Chordata; Mammalia; Diprotodontia; Phascolarctidae. Gene Ontology annotation, molecular function: olfactory receptor activity; G protein-coupled receptor activity. Gene Ontology annotation, biological process: G protein-coupled receptor signaling pathway.
AUGAGGAAGCUGGUAUUUGAGCUGGGUUUUGAAGGAAGUCAUGGAUUUAAAGAGAAGAAUUUGAGGAGAAAUUGCCUUCCAAGUUGGUGGAGCGGCCCAUGUGGAGGCUUGCAGAUAGUGUGGAUUGUCGUGUGUGACUGGCAGCAAGUGCGAUGGUUUGGCUCUACUGUAAAUGGUGUGGUGAAGAAUAAAGAAAAUCACUUUGACAGCAGCACAGAGAGUGGCAUGGAGAGGAAAGAAGCUUCCCAGCCUGAAAGACACUGGGAGAAGGCCAAUAUGACCCAGAUCCAGGAGUUCAUCUUGCUGGGCUUGUCAAUGAGGUCAGCCCUACGUGGUGUCCUCUUUGCUGUGUUCCUGACCCUCUACCUGCUGACUCUCUUGGAGAACACCAUCAUCAUUCUGCUCAUCUGGAGCCACCCGGGGCUCCACAAGCCCAUGUACUUCUUCCUGGGGAAUCUGAGCUGCCUGGAGAUGUGGUAUGUCUCAGUCACGGUGCCCACCCUGCUGCUUGGGCUGUGGUCAGGGCCUUGCCAUGUCCCCUUCACGUCCUGCAUGACUCAGCUCUUCUUCUUCAUCACACUUAUCUGUGCUGAGUGCACACUCCUGGCCUCCAUGGCCCAUGACUGCUAUGUGGCUAUCUGUCGUCCUCUCCACUAUCCAAUACUCAUGAGGCCCCAGGUCUGCCUCAUGCUGGCCAUGGCCUCAUGGAUGGGCAGCCUUAGUGUCUCUGUGAUCAAGAUGGCCUGCAUUUGGCUCUCUUACUGUGGCCCCAAUGUCCUCAACCACUUCUUUUGUGACAUCUCCCCUCUGCUCAGUAGUACUCAUGUAGCACUGACUGAGCUGGUCGACUUCAUCUCAGCCACUGUCAUCUUCUAUGGUUCCCUGAUGGUUGCCCUGGUCUCUUAUGUGACCAUCGGCACAGCUGUGGUGCAUAUGCCCUCAGCAGCUGCCCAAGUCAAGGCCUUCUCUACCUGUGCGUCUCACCUCAUUGUAGUGGGCAUCUUCUACUCAGCUGCCAUCUUCAUCUAUGCCAGGCCCAAGCACAUGGUAGACAUGGACCUCAGCAAAUUGCUAUCUGUCAUCUACACAGUGCUCACACCCAUGUGUAAUCCAAUCAUCUACUGCCUGAGCAAUAAGGAGGUCCAAGGUGCUCUUCACAAGACCCUUUACAAAAUGAGGAUGAGUCAGAGCUCUACUAGCUAG